CGCACAUGCCUGGUGCAUUCAUUAGGGGGGAUGUGUCCGUGCAGCGUACACGUCGACCUGCAUCCACGCCACCCUCUCUCUCUCUCGGCGCCACCCCUGGCCUCAGUCGCGCUUCGCGGCCAACUUGGUACACACGCCACUUUGUUGUUUCUCCCUCUCGGAGUUUCGUCCGCAUUUGUACGUCUUCGGCGUCGCGUCGCGAGAUAAUCGUGCUACGCGAGAAUAUUUCGUUCCGAUCUUGCCGUAGAUCGUCGAUUCAACGAGAAAAAGUAAUCACCGACGGUCGUUAUUAACAUCACUCUCUCUGAUUACGCCGUCUGUGUUUCUCGUUUUUUACAUAUCGAGACUUCCUUUCCUGCCUUGCUUCUUCGUUCGUUCGAUUUGACGCGUUUGCGAUCAUGAAUGACGAACGUUUCAUGAGUUGAAGAUACCGUAUAAUAUCUACUCGGUGUCGAACGAUUAUUACGAGUGCGUUCUUUCCGUUGGUAACUAUCGUGUGCGCGAAUGUACUGUCCAUGAAGAAGGCAGAGAUCGCAGUUCCAUCGUGAAACGCAAAAGAAGCUGCCUGCUGAUCGUUCCUUCCAUGAAUGUGAAGAGGAUCGUCUUCGUUCGUCAUCAGGAAGGAUUGUCCCCGUAAGAUCGUCGCGGAAGAUCUUCACGUAGGAGGAUCAAAAGGGAUCCUUCCUCUGAAUCUGCAUGGUGCGGCUACACGCCAGGCCGAUAGGAUUUCAUGUUCACGAAUUUCAGUAAACCAGGUAACGAUGCGCCUAAUCCGCCUUCACGGUAUCGGCGCGUCGAUUUUCAGAUUUUCCUUCGCGCGACACCCUCGCGUCGUUAGCUCUAUCGCGAGAAUACGUUCAAUUUGCGCGCUCGGCUUUCCUCUGGCUGCACGCGGUGGUUCGCUUAGAGGGGAGGCCAGCUGCGGAUUCGCGCCUAUUCCGUGGCCCGCAAACAACCUACCAGAACCGGACCCAUCGAUCGCGAGAUCUAGAGGCAUGCGUCGCGUGUUCCUCUCUCUCUCACUUUGUCAAUCUCCCUUCGAGAGACUAAGACGCAACCCACGUCGAGGCAAAAACGUUCAACUACCACCGAUCAAAUACGACGUUGAUAUUUCUUGUCGCACGACCGUUUAAACGCAUUUGUUUGGCCAGUUUUUAUCGACGCGCGAGCCUCGCUCGUUCGUUGAUCCGCUGUUUUGACAGUUCGUUUUCUAUUUUUACGCGAGUCGAUAAUCGGAUAGGAAAAUAAGGGAAAUGGUUGUUCGCCGUUCAACGUAGAAAAUAUGCGGGAUGUAUCGAAACCGAGGGAUCAGAAUCCCUUGUUAAAUUCCCUAACUGGUCGGAAAACUGUAUACUUUAGCGGAUUUCGAUAAUAUGCUCAGUAAACUAGACUGUAUUUAUUGGUUUACCGUCCGAUUGAAACAUAAACUCGCUCAGCGCGGACAAAAAUACGCGGUAACGCGAUUGUCGAUUCUCGAAAAUAUAUUCGCCAACGAACGCGUGCGUGGCCUAUUUCGUGACCAUCGUAUCGUUUCCAUUGUUUCGCGAACAGUAAAACCAGGCGAAAGAUGUUCCUUCACGCUGUAGAUGAGAACAAGGAAAAUUUACGAGCGAUGGAAUUUCAAUAAGCAAAACGAAUAUGAAAGUUAAAACGCGCGAAGACUGACUUUUGCUCAAUAAAAUGAUAAAAAAUCUAUUUUUUUAAAUACGUAGCUUUAUAGUAGCAAAUAAAGGAAAUCCAAAAUUGUACGUAAGAUAAAUUAGCAAUAUAGUACCUAUCGUAUUUCAUGUCGGAAAAAUUACAUUUCAUCUGAAACGAAGAAACGUUGUUUCUCAGUUUCUAGGUGAUUCAAUUUAAGCUUUGUAAUUAGCCGAAGUGAGCGACGAAUAAAUACGCAACUAUGCAAUUACUCAUUAUGUAGCUUACAUCUAAAAUUGCAAUUUACCUAGUUGCGUAAGGUAAUAGAUAUUAAAUUUCGCAAUUUUUCAUAGGAGACAGCGGUAGAAAGGAAAAGAGAGAGGGAAUAAAGAAACUCAUUUCUUCCUCGAAUCAGAAUUCGAAAUACGUGAAAUGAUAUUUCUGAAUCGGUAACGUUCUUCGGCCCGUACAAACGAAACAUUCCUUAAGAUAUAAUUUAAAAGCGACGUCCUACGGGCACGUGUUUUUACGAAAGUUUGUCAUGCAAUUUUCCUAGAAAUAUACUGGUCGUUUCACGAUCGAAGAAUAGGAUUUAAGAGAAAUAAAACCGAGCGAAGAAUUUUGUGCGCUAAGAUUCGAAAUGAAAAAGACGAGCCGUAUGUAGCUACGUUAGAAUUUUCUCGGGAUUAUUUGCGCAAUGUUUCUCCGGUAACGUUCUUUCCUUAUGCAAAUACAGAAUGCCCUCCUUACAUCGUGCACUUCGGUGGACAAAUAUUACAGUAACGGUAUAUCAAGAUUAAUUUUUAAUCCGUCGCGAUGAGCGGUGAGAAACGAACCAUAUUUUAUCAUGCGCGCAUGUAGUUUCUCCGUGCAUCGAGUUACCUACGCGUUGAGUAAGAGAAAAAUAAGAUAAAAAUAGAAUUAACAAAAAAAAAAAGAGAGAAAAAGUCAAGAAAAAAAAGUAUCAUGAACAUAUUACGCGUUUCACAAACCGAUGAACAGUUAUCGUUCAUUUUCUAUAGUUUGAUGCAGCAGACGAUGCUUCUGUUAAAACGAACUGGUCGAAAGUUCGAGUAUAAUAAACGCCAAACAACGCGUUUACACUCUACCCUUCUAGAAAAGACGACGAGAAGGAACAGAAAGCAAAUUCUCUUUUUUACCGUAGGUCUCUUGAACGUAUCGUGACGUCGUCCAAGAUGACGCAUCGAUAUCGAUCGAAUCCUUCGAUCGCAGAAAAUCGAAGGAGUAUGUAUUGCACGAGAAAGAGAGAGAAAGAGAGAGAGAGAGAGCGCGAGACAGAGAGGAAAAUUAAUUUGCGGCAUAACCACGACUUUCAAUUGUCUUGUAUUCGCGGCAAUACUUGUGCAACGCGUAAGAACGUUUAAUAUAGGCCCCGAAGUUUCUGCGGCAAAACGUCUCGAUCUUUUCAAAAUUACACGUUUAAAGCGUGCUAUUUCUUCUCCUUCUAAGCUACACCGCCGCACUGUCGCUAAGAAAACGUAGGACCGAGCGCAGCAGCGUGCGUCUUUUAUCGGGACAGCGUAUUUUAUGCGAACUUUCUUACCACUGCAUUAAACUUUACUGCACUAUCGUGAAUCCGUUGCGUUUUGUUCGAGCGUGAAUUAUGUAUACCAUCGUAUACGAUACUCUUUUCAUUGCGAAUUUUAGUCCGAACGAUCGGACCAAGUACCGAACAAAAAUCGAAGAUACUUGAAGAGCGAUCGUGCACGUACAUGUGUCGAUCCAUUAAUUAUUCAUCGCGACAAAGAGAAGAAAAGAUAAUUAGAAGUUUUAUCGCGAAAUGCCGCGCUAAUAGUCUGUGUUGGGUAAUUUACGAGGAAUCGGCGCGCGCGCAGUUAACGCGCGAACAUGCGCGCAGCGCGAGAAGAUCGCGCAAGCCGCGUGGCACCGCUGCAUUUCCGGUAUGCACCGCGCGAAGAUCGUCCCUGAAGAUCUGCCAGCCGCACGGAAGACAGAAACAUGUCUUUUUUUUUUUUUGCCGCGCGACUUCUCAACGCGCUAGGGCGAAAUACAGCGACGUAUUCAGCCACAAUACGUCACGAUAUACCUGCUUCCACUUGUUUUCCUCGUGGAACAAUCAAGGCCAUCGCGAGAUAAUUAUGCAGAUAACGGUGAUGCUCGCCGAUAUCCCAGCUGUAGGAGGAUCUACAGGGUUGGGAUUGGAGAUAGACAAGAUGGACCAACAGUAUUGCCUACGGUGGAACAAUCAUCCAGCCAACCUCACAGACGUUCUCAGCUCCUUGCUUGCCAGAGAGGCACUCUGCGACGUUACCCUGGCGUGUGUUGGAGAGACAUUCAAGGCACACCAGACGAUACUCUCUGCAUGCAGUCCAUAUUUCGAGAGCAUUUUCCUCCAGAAUACCCAUCCCCAUCCAAUUAUAUUCCUGAAGGAUGUCAAUGAAACGGAAAUGAAGGCGUUGCUGCACUUUAUGUAUAAGGGAGAAGUUAACGUUAGUCAGCAUCUGCUACCGAUGUUCCUUAAAACAGCUGAGGCAUUACAGAUUAGAGGCCUCACUGAUAAUAGUGUAAAUAACAAGGCAGAAGAGAAAAGUCCAUCUCCGGAACCAGAAACACCAUCUGGUGUUAGGCAUACUGAAUCGCCUAACCUUCAGCCUCUUCCUGAAAAGAGGAAACGAAAGGCCUCGGGCAGCUAUGAUGUUUCCCUUAGUGGUCCACCCAGUGAACGGUUCAUGUCAGAUUCUCAGGCAUCGUCACAAUGUAGUUACAAAUCAAGCCCUCCCGUGAUUCCAAAGUUAAAUAAUGCCAUGGGAGGUGAUAUGGAAGAUGGUGGUCGACCUAUGUCUCCUGCAUCACAGCCACAACCUUCGAUCAAGCAAGAGUUAGAUCAUCAUUUGCCAGACUUCCAUGACAACAUUUCCCUCCCAGGUCAUCCAGUUGGACUGCUAGGAGAAGAAGGAGGAGCAACAACAGGCACGUUAAGCGAUGGUGUGUCAACGAUUGAAUCGUCUGAACACCAUAAUCCCCCAGAAAUGCUCGACGGACUCGAUGGUAUGGUGCCCAACGUGCCGGUCGGUCUUUCUUAUCACGAGAUGUUCGCCGUGUCGCUCGGCUCGCCGGCGCUGUGGAGAUGUCGAGCCUGCGGCAAACAGGUGACCAACCGUUGGCACCACUUCCACAUACACACCGCCCAAAGGUCCUUGUGCCCGUAUUGCCCGGCUACAUACAGCAGGAUCGACACCCUCCGCUCGCACAUACGCACCAAGCACAGGGAGAUAGUGUUCGCCAAAGGGUCCUUAUAGAGGACGCUGAUUGCCCCGCGAAGGAAGAGGCCACCGCCACUUCCGCCUCCUCGUCUCUUCGACGACAGGCCCAUCGCGCCUUUCUUCGGAUUCGGGCUGCCCUGACCGAGCAUUGACGCUCGAUUUUUGAACCCUUAUCUGCGCGGAGAACGCAUACAGCACUUUUAAACCAGACCUUCGACCGAUCUUUUACCAUUUUUUGUCUCUUCGGUUUCCCUCGAAGAGAAUCGAAAUGUCGUUCGUUUGGGAAAAUUCGUGGUUCGUUCUAGUACGAUUGCUUUGAUAUUUUCCACGUCUGACUUUUACUUUUACCCAUGUAAUUCGAGUAUUAUUGUCGUUGAGUGUCGGUAAUGGCACCUUGACGGGUUCUUGGAGUUCUGAAGGCUUCGAAGCGAAGUACGAGUUUUCGAGUAUAAACACGACGAUAGUGGCACGAGGUAUAUAUAUAUUUCGAAGUUAUGGAGAAAGGGGAAGAUUUUCACGCGAGGAUGAGUGGCAAUGCUAUUCGGAGGAUUCUCGCGUUUCAAGACCACGAGAUGGAGAGUUCGAGAGUCGGUUCGAGGAGGCUUGAAAUGGUAGAAUCGUCAAGCGGAUGGCUAUGCAACGAUAUUCGACUACCAAAUUCCUGCUAUUACACUUUAGUAUUUAAUUCGUUCGUCGCGUGUGCAAAUAUUAUCAGUGAUGGGACGAGGUACAUACUUGUAGUAAAUGUUGGAAGAAUUUAUUGGAACGCGUGUGGUUUGGAAAUUUAGAGAUCGAGUGGAAAUUGAUCGUGAACUUGAUGGUGCAUUUAUACCGAGAUAUCGAUUUAUCUGUAAAUAGAGUCGCAUAUAGGAGCUUCGCGAAAAAGUCAACGUUAAAAAGGUAUCGUGAUUUUAACUUAGAAAACAGAAAUUGAAUUGCAAAGUGAAAUGUAUUUAGUUGGAACGCCAUUUUCAACAAACUUAAAGCGUUAAAUUAAACUUAUUCGUUUCGUCUCAUCGCUGGUUUCUACCGUUUAGAAUUUCCUUCGAGGCACUUCAGCAACUCAAAGCUCCAAAAAUGUUCAAGAAGCCUCGGGUGUUUAAAGAUAAUUUUAAUCGAUUUCAAGCUCUUGGCAAGCUCGCGAAAGUUUCUCGAAUACUCGAAUUGAUCAAAGCUUCUAUAAAGACGAGUGAUUCAAGAUCUCAAAUUUUCACAAACAGAAAACAGCAUAGUCGAGUGUCUGGACAUCUCGAACCAGUUUUCCUUCGAGAUAUUUAGGUUCACGUUGGGGACAGUUUCUUACGAAAAAGCAUAAAGAAGGACGCAGUUCGCGGGGUAAAUUCAUGCAACGAAUGAUUUCUAAUAGGUAUGUUGAACGUUUUGUCGACUUCUCACUGCGACGUCUCUCCGAUCGUCGGCGUGAUCGCGUAUAACCGAAGAGGAGGCUCAACUUGGACGAAGAACGAUCAAACCAAGAGAAACCAAAAAUAAAAAAAAAAAAAUAAAAAAAGAAGCGGAAUAACCGGAAGGAAGAAGAAAGAAGAAAAUACAUUGAUGGAAGCUGGCACGGAGUCCGAAUUUUUGCGAGGACAAUCGAUCGAUGAUAGCGUUUCGAAUGGUCUCCUCUGGGACAAAACGGUGCGGUGUUAUUCUCGUUUCUUGAGUGGUAUCGAUUGUACCUCUUCGCGUGUAGACGAUCGUACAAAUCGGGAGACACCGAAACUCGCUAGGAUUCGUGUAAAUAGUAAACGAAGUUUCUGUAGACUGGCUCGUUUGGACUGGACGGUGGUCGCGCGUGGAUCGAUCGAUCGUCGAUCGAUCACUUCUGUUUCCCCACCGUUUUUGAUUCUCUUAGUCGCGUUCGAUCCUCCUUCUCUUCGCUCUUCAACUUCUGCGUCGAUACCCCUAACUUUGGAACGUUCAUCGUACCGUACGAUCGUUCGAAAACGGAACGAAAGAUCGACAAACGAAGGAUCUACGAGACAUUUAGAUGUACGAGAGAUCAACGAUUUCGAUGGAGAGUGUCUGUAAAAAGAAAAAAAGAAAAACAAAAGAAACAAGAAGAGAGAAUAAAGUAGAAGAGAAAGAGGAUAGAUGUGACGAACGAAUGUCCAACGAGCUUGAAAAUUAAACGGUCUAAUUCUUUACGCAAUGGAAGGCUGAAACGCGUGCUGUGAUUAAUGAACACCGAAAACUCAAAGGGUACUACGAAUUAUGAUUGCGGUCCGUUUAAUCGCCGUUACGUGUAUCUUAAUGUUGUUCGUUUCGUUUUGAGCUGGCAGGAGACAGCUCGAUUCUACAAUCAAACGACAGAAGCAAAUUUACAAGCGAGAGAAGGGAGAAGAUAUCUCUUCUCGAGUGUUGUUAGGUGUCGACAGUAUUCGCGUACGUGUGUGCGAUGUCCCUGAGCAACAAUACGGAGCUGUACAUAAUUUGGAGAGGAACGGGUGUAUAUUCGAGGUGAUAUCCUGUUCGGAUUUCUUCUCGUCAAACUCUAGAAAAUAUGGAUUUUGACGAGGAUUCUUAUACUUGCUCUCGAAUCGACCUCGUUGUCCUCUCCGUCGAUACGUGUAAUUACAUUUCUCUUUGGACCAAUACUCUUCGUCUAUUAAAGUAAUCGUUGUCGAGGCUCGUUAAAGUACCUAAAAACGAAGAAAAACAAACACAAGUACACACAAGUCUCUCGUCGGUGUAAGGAUCUUCGAGCGUGUGGUUCCUAAGUUAACUCGUAGAGGGUCGAGUGAAGCUCGAGUCAAGUCAGCGUGGAAACUUAUGUGAUACCGUAUUAAGGGCCGAUAAGUUAAGCUUUUACUUUUGCGUGUUGCGUGUUGCGAUGUGGCAGAGAAAACGUGUUUCUACGAAGCGCGCGGAACGGAAACGUCGAUGAUGUUUCAAGUGGCAGUCGAAGCGGAAGCCACGUACGUCACCGCGUAUACUUAGCUCCUUUUGUUUUUAUGUAUGAUACAGUAGAACUCUAUUUAUUAAUUAAUUAAACGAAAUUUUACAUCUAAUUAAUUCUCUAAACCGAUUAUUAAUCAAUUAAAUUAAAUCGUUUCGAUUGAUCUUCUAUGAACUUUGAACGACGAAGGCUGGAUCGAUUUUGUUAUAUUUAUAUACGUUAUUAUCGUAUCGAAUUACAAAAAUUAUUUGCACAUAUUUUUAUUCUCUAACGAGGUAUCGAUUUUUACAGUCGCAUGAAAGUACUACAAUUAAUAGUAUCGAUCUUUCUUCGUCGUAUGAAAAUACUAUUAAUAAAUAAUACUUGGUCCUAAUUAAUUAGUACGUAAAUGCUAUAAUAAAAAAUGUGCAAAUAAUUUUUGUAGUCAUUGUAUAACGCACAUGUAUUUCAUAAGUGUCAUAACUCGGAAUAAUUGUGUCCUGUAUUAGGAGAAUGUCAAAACCGUCAAAGAGGAAAUUCAGAGGCUAACAGUGGAACAUUACAAACGUAACAUUUGACUAUUAUCUCGUAGAAUCUAUUUUCUUUUUUUGCAACGUUAUAUGUCUACCAUAUCAUUCUUUUAAUAAUUCAUAGAGCCAUGUCACUUUUGAAAUACUAAAAGUUCUUACAAAGAAAAUUUAUUUAUUUAGAAUUACGUCAGGGGGGGGGGAGAAUCAAGAGAAUUUCUCCUACGUACGAGCCAUUCAGAAGUUACGUCGAUCAACUACAUAAAUAGGAAAGUAGAGAAAUUACGAACUUUAUUCUGAAAAAUUUCCAUGGAAAUCCAUUUACGUUAUUUCUUUGAUAAACAGAUUUAUGAAAGUAAACAACCUGUUCCUGAGAAAGAUCCUGGCUAACGAAAUUCUGGAACGUACAGUUGAUCGGUUUCGCCUCUAGACAGCUCGUAUAACGAACUAUUUCUUCGUUGACGGACUUAGAUAAAUGGAAUUCCACUGUACGGAGAUUCUCUCGUCAUAUUUAUUCUCAAAUUUAGCUCCGUUGUGAAGGUGAAAUAUAACUACCCUCGAGAAAACUAUUCUGGAAUCAUCCGAGUGAUUAGUAUACACGUUGUCGCGUGGUUACUUCCGCUUCCGAGACCGCGAUUAGCGCUCGAUUCGGAGUUCCUCGUUUCGACGACGUGGCCAACUGAUCGAAAUCGUUCCGCCCUGUGCUUUACGAUCACUAUAAAUGCAAAAUAAAAGAAAAAAAAAGAAAAAAAUAGAAUGUGAUCGAGACGAGCUGUCAUCGCAAUGACAAAAAUAGAAGGUUGUGACGUUCGUUGGAUGGACGCGGUAUCGUCGAGUGGAACUCGUGCACACGACCAAAAUGGAAGUAGAGUAUACAUGCAUACGGUACACGUACACUGAGACAGAAAGGCGUACACAUAGAACAGUACACGAACACACAUUAACUAUAACGUAUAAAUAUAAAUAUGGAACUAUAUAUAGAUAGGUAGAUAGAUAUAUACGUGUACACAACCACGUGUCGGCGGCCUGGCGUGUCUGAAAUCGCGAGUUCGAGAAAAGACAGUGUUUGACUGCCCCGGAUUUAUCGACCGUUCCUCGAUCGAUACCACGAAGAAAGGUGUCGAGAAGCAAAUAUCCCUGUUUCGUCCCACGACUACCGUAGACAACGGAGUAACUGAAGAACCGAGUUUCAACGCUCCAACAACUAGGUAAAGUUUCAACAAUUUCCAGAUGCAUUACGUUUAUAUCCUUUGAGAUUACACGUCGAUGGAUUUUUCUAUCGAUUCGUUUUCUUUUUUUAUUUCUUGCGUAUUACACGCGAUAUUAUAUUUCUUCCUCCUUAAAGUUGAAUAAUUAUUGAUAUCGAUACACGUGUAAAUUAUUCUGACUCUUGAAAUUAUAAAGCCACGUGCGAUAUUCAAGAUCGCACGUACCGUGAUGUAGAUUUGAUGGUGGUUUUAAAUUGUCUUUGAUGUCGAUAUGAAUUUUUUUACAGUUUAAUUAUCGUCGAUAUUGACAUUGAUUUGUAAAUAAUUUUUUUACGAAAGUAAUUCGUAAUUAUUAUUGUUGUUAGUAAUCAACAAAAUACUAGUAAUUAAUGACCAAUUUAAAGUAACGAAGUCUAUAAGAUUUGUAGGAUUUAUAGGAUUUAUGGGAUUGAUAUAAUUGUUUCCUAAUGUUUAUAUUAUUAUUUUUCGUGCUAGUGUUGGGAUAUCAUCUGAAGAUAUGAUAUCAGCUUGAUUUGAUUUUGUAGAAAUCUUAUUUGUAUUAAUAUUUUUCAAGUUGAGAUUGCGAUAGUUAUAAAAAAAUAUUGAUACCAGUAUUCGUCAAUCAGUUUUAAUUUGAAAGAUUGCUCGUCAUUACGAAAACAUAAGACAACUUCAGCGACUUUAAAUAGAAACAAGACCUAUUUUGCGUCUUUUAACUAUUCUGUUAUAUAAUGUCCACAAAGAGCAUUGGAAGAUGGUAAGCUUGAACUUUAGAAGCACGAAUUAUUCAUUCGAAUGAAACAAAAUGUGAUUAAGAAACGUGGGUCGUAAAGUGCUUUCUCUUAAAUGAAACAUCUUCUUGUCACUUGUAAUAGAACCUAUACGAAAUGUAUUUUGAGAUAAAAUUGAUGGAUUAGCUCUGAUAAAUGCAAAAUAAAAAUGAAUAACUCAGAAUGAGGUAUAGCGUGCACUAGUUUCAUAAAAACGCAUACUUAAAUUUAUGAAAUUUGAAACAAACAAAAAAAAAACCUAUAAAUCAAAAUAACAUUUUACAAAGAAAGUAAUUUUUUGAAUCCACUUUCAUUAAUAAUCCUGCUUUAUUAUUUGUAUGUAAUUUCUGAAGCUUGGCAUCAACUUUCUGUCUAAAGUUCACAGUUUUGCUAAUAUCGACAUAGACAUCAGAUGAGGAUCAAUUUAGUUUUAGAAAGUUGUACUUGUUUUGAACUAGAAAUUGAUAGAUUGGUUCGAGUUCGAUCCCUUGGAAGUUUCAAAAUUUCAAGACCACGAUGUCUUUCUGUAAACACUUCUUAAUUAAAAAUUGAUAAGAUGAUGAUCGAUGAUACUGGUAUUAUCACGUUUGAAGUGCAAACUGAUUUUAGAACAUGAACUUUUACAUAUUUUCGAAUUAGAUCCCAAUAGAUCGGCCCGUCUCACUUUCUCAAAGUCGGUCUUCCUUCAAAAGUCAACGUUUUAUUAAAGUUUUACACGUUACCUUUUACUACGAGGUAAUAAAAUAGCAAUUUAAAGUUUCGUAGUUUCUGCCACCUUCAUUUCGCCACGUGUAUCGCAAUUUUACGAUAUUUUUAUAUUUAUUAUGCUUUAUAAUGGAAAAUACGUGCAAUGACGAUAAUCUACGUUUGAAUUCUUCAAGUUUAAUCUCAUUACGUCGUAUACUUUUAUACUUUCUUUUCUGAAUUCGUAGCUGCCACACCGAAGAUGAUGGAUAGCGACAUUAAAUAUUCUCACGAAGUAUAAUGACAUCAGCUUUAGGACGCUUCUACAUUUUUUCUUAAAUUUAGAAUUAGUAAAAGCUUCGCAUUUUCAAGUAGACUCAUCUUUUCUAUCGACAUCUCGAUAAGAAAAGUGACGUUUAUCAGAGAGUACCGUAACAAACAAAAUUUUUCUAAUAAAAAGUUCAGAUCUCACCGCGUGAAAUGAAUUUUACAGAGAAAGCAUCGAACAGUCAUAUCUUUUCAUAAAGUUAUAAAAUUUGUAAGUUAUAAAGUUAUUUUCGUGAUAUAAAGCUAUUUUCAUAAAGCUUCGAAAUGUAGAGUAAAUAAUAAAGAUUCGAUAUAGGUUGAGAAUGAAAUUAAACAGGAUAUAUUUUAAUAGGAACGAAGAAGAUCAACUCGCGAGUAAAAGGAAUUCCACUUUAUUACGAUUAAUUCGUCCGAGGAAAAUUCAUAAAAGUAAUUGAGCGCUAUUCCUUCCAAGGGGAGAUGUUACUUUGCCGAUCAAACAAGCCAAUUUUAGUAUUUUUUAUCAUAUUAUUAUUUAUUAUUAUCCUUUUUUUCCUUAAUAACUUUCUCGGGUAUUUGUUAUUAACAGAGUCCAAGAUGUUCGUGAUAAAAAAGUUCCUUUUAUCCUCGGAAUGCUGCUUCGUCUCUUUAUUCCGGCUACAAAUUCAUCCACCCUCAUCCUAUGUCAAGUCUUUUGCUAUUUAUUCCUGCGCCAGUCUUCCUAGACGUAAUUCAUAAUCGAACCCUUUUAUCCUCUUAAAAGUAAAGUUACCCAAUAAUUGUCAUAUUUUUAAUAAAAGAUUCAUCGUUGAAACGCGAAAGGGGAGAGCACUGAAUUUGAGUUUCGGCCCCAAUUAAACUGAGAAUUUUUCUUGACACGCGAAAUUUCCGAACAAUCAGACGCUGACAACUAAAUUAAAACUUUGUCCCAACGAUUUUUUUUUCCUGAUUUUUCCUUUUAUACCCUACUCGCGACAAAGUUGACAAUCGCCUCCCCCUCGUGGAAAAUACGUGACUCUCGUUGAUGAUCGAUUGUUUCUCGUUGUAUUGUUUUUAAAAUUCCGGCGACAAUUUUUUCGUUGGAUCUUUAAUGGGUGGAAAGCUGUUCUGAAUUAAAAAUAUUCGAAACUUGCGAAGCAAAGUUUUGCCGUACCAAAGCGAACAGAUCUACGCGAAUAGAUUUUCAAGCGAUUUCUGCUUGAUGACAUUUCUGAAACGAUUCUCUUGUCUCAAACAUAGGAAAAUUUUUUGGUGACUCUAGAAUUGCAAUUAGAAUUUCACGUUCAUCCCUGCUUCUCGAUAGCAUUUGAUCGUAUCGCCGAUUUCAAACAAGCCGUCUUCCAGAAAUGAAUUAAAUUUUGUAAAGGUUUUUAGUAAUUUUAUUGCAAGAAUACGUUGAUAAAAGAGACGGAAAUCUGUAGAUAUUAGGAUUUCUUGACUGUUUGUAUUUUUACAAAAUUAAUGAAUUGUUAUUGUUAUAAAGAACUUACUAAUUUUGUGAUAUUAUUUGUAUUAUUUAUUUUCGUUAUCAUUUGUUUCAUCACUUGCAUGAUUUUCAUUAACACGUUCAGUUUUACGUGCGAUAAUCAUCUGAUUAUCGAAAAUCACGAUAAAUAUUUAUCAAAUGUAUACUCGGAAUAGAAUCGAUUCAUUUAUAGUAUCUUCGAAUUAUGAGAAACACAUUUCUGCAAAUUUACAAAUUGCAAGAACUUAAGAAACGCACGUGUCUUUAAAGAAAUUAAAAAAUCAAAAAUAUUGUUGAAAGGUUGUGUAACAUUUUUGGAAAAAAGAAGCUGUCCUUGAGAAGAACAUUGGACAUUCAUCGGUUUUCGGACGAAUGUAACAAGAUAGAUUGGACAGUAAUUAAAUAGAAAAAUGUUGAUACGAUUUUUCUUGCACGUUAAAACGCUUGCGCCCUAAAAUUAAUAUUUAUUUUUCAUUAUCCUUUUUGUAGGAAGAACAUUGACAAAUUGGUAGCCGCGUUUCAAUAUUCAACAGAGUAUCCUUUGUGUUGCUUCAAUUUUAAAUUUCAGUUUUUCUAGCAGAGAGAUUUAAUAGUAUUGAUACCAGACGUAUUUUGAUUUUUGACUCACGUCAGGUUUCCAUCAACGCAUACACGCCAUGCACAUGACGGGAUGCUUUCAGAAAUUCACCAAUCCAGUAUUUGUAACGCAUUAUAAACGUUUUCCAUCGAUGCCGAUGCCUGCGGCAUCUAUCUAUUCACGAUAUAUUUCUACGCACACACUUAUCCUAGUAGAAACGAAUAUCAAAUAAAUCUCGUACGCGUUUUCUUUUCUUCUCUUCUUUUUUUUUUUUUUUUUACAAAAUUAAAAAUAAUUCCAGUGACACUGGUAAGAAGCUGCAGAGGCAAAAUCAAGUUUUCUAUUUACAUUAAAUUAAAUAUAUUUUCUAGUUAUCGUAUAUAACAUAUAAUUGUAUUCCCAUAGUUUAAGAAUUCAGUUUCAUUUACGCAUGUUUAUGCAUUUACGAAAAGUUGAAAUUUACGGAAUGAAUCCUAAACGUGAAACGAAGAAAGGAUCUGAGACUUAGGAAGCAUUUUUUAAAGUAUACAGGGAAUGGCAAGACGCGUAGCGGCAAUAUGAAGAAAUAAAUAAAAAAUGUAAAAUGAAACAUAUUUUCGUUUGAGCUCUCCCUUAUAAAAAAUAUAUAUAAAUAAAUAAAUAAAGAAGAAUAAAUCUCAAGCAGGCCUCUUUGAACGAAAAGGAUAUAUUCCACAUUUUUUACUUACUUCCGCAUUCGAAAUGUCCUGCCACGCCUUGGAUAUGAAAUGUUGCAUAAAUUUAUAUUUAUUCGUCGAACUUUUUUCAAUGGAAUUGUUAUGUUUCUUUUUAUUAUUGUAAAAAUGAUUCUACGUAUCAAUUUUUCAUUUUUACACGUUUCGUAUUUUCUGACAAGUCCGUGGCUCCUUCAUUUUUCAUAUAGAUAUUCAUAAAUCUAUUAAAUCGUUCAUUCGGAGACAAACGUACAAAGUUUUUAAAUGUUUUCACGGGAAACGAGGUACCGGGAUUUUAAAUUACUAAAAUUGCAGCUUCGCGUUCCGACCAUUUCUUAUGGAAAGCCUGAAUUAAAUAACGAUCGACGUUAAGCAAACAAUAAUAAAUAUUAGAAUGAGUUUUAUUCACCGUUUCAAAUGGUCAAAGAGUCGUUCGCUUGAAUAACGUUGUUGCUCCAUUAAACAUAAAACAUUUCCAAUUUCCUGUGAAUACUUUUCAAUUGUUUUCGAUGCACCUUCUUUCCUUUAAAAUAUACUUUGUUUAUACGGUAAAAUGCUCGAUAUAGAGUUUCUUUUUAAACUAGUGACAAGUAAUCGUUAAAAUAUCUAUAACUUUCGAUCAUUAACAGACAGUUCGAAAGAACAUUAAACAAACUUUAUUCAGUUUAAUAACACCAUAAAACACAAUAAAGACGAAAGUAUUCCGAAUAUUUAAAUAAUUUAAUUAAUCUUCGUAAUCUACGAAGGUUUAUGCAUUUGUGUGAAUUUUAAAUGUACAGAAAUCUGCACAACUAAAAAUAUUUCUAUUUUCCAAUAAAGCACCUUUCUCUUAGGCUCUACAUUUCAUUUCCAAACUGAUAUCUAAUUUUUGGUCGUAUGAAAGUACUACUAAGCGAUACAAAAUGUAAUAUACUUGGACCUAAUAAAUCAAUGUAUGAUAUAAUAAAUACACAAAAUAUUAAGUGUAUAUAUAUAUAUAUAUAUAUAUAUAUACACAGAACUAGUAAAAAAAUAUAGCACAUAUAUAAAAAUAAAAUACUCGCUACAGUAUUUAGAUUCCAUUUGCUGUUAGAGUAAAAACACGACUUUGCAUAAACAUUCACAGUCGAUUAAGUAAAACUGGAACAAAAUUUUAUUGAAAUAAUGUUUCAAUACAGUGUUACAAACACUCUUCUAAAACAAAAAGCUCGGUUUUCUUCAGACAAGCAACCCACCCUGAAACUUUUAGCCGGCCACCGUGGCACAAUUCAGAUCCUGCAAUACCAGAAAAUUCGUUCUCUUCCACACGGUGACGACGUUUUAAAGACUUGGAAUUCCAUUUCACCGGUGUCUCGAUCAGCUACGAGUGCUUCGUACGCUCGUUGUACACGCCAUUGACAAGGAGAUACGAAACGCAGUUUUCGGCGCGUAUGAAAGAGAGAGACACGUUCCUACGCGAUUAAACGCGGUCGUUUAAAAGAAGAGGAGGUUCGAUUUCUCGCGACAGGCCGUCGCCAUCCGACCGAAUUAUUGCUCUCGAUACCAAAUGUUCCUUAAGUUGUUUCGCGAAAAACAAAAACAGAAAAAAAAAGACAAAAAACAAAAAAUAUAAGAAGGAUGAAAAAAUCGUUUCUGUACAUAGUAACCGUGAAUUGCAAACGCAUACAACUCUCCUGAAGCACAUUGUGACACAGCGCGAGAACGAGAGAAUGCGAGAGCGAAAGAGACAGAAGGGAGAAAGAGAGAUUGGGAUUAUAACAAAUUGUGAUAACGCGAGUGAAGGACGGAAGUCGGUUUGGCACUUUUCGCAGGCAAAAUUUCGCAAAAUUUCCAUGCUUGCGUUUAGAAAUAGCACUAUGAUUGCGACAGAUGCGUGCUCUGUAGAGAUUCUUACGGCAACUUGAAAAUAUAGAAAUUUCCAGAAUGCUGAAAUACAAACAAUUAGCAGAAAAUAAAUCUCCGUUCAAGUUCUACUUGUUUUUAAUUAUGUACCUACGAAAAUAUAAAUUUCCACGAACGUCCGCAAUCUAUUUCUGAGCGUAUGCAUUUCGGUUGUCGAACGUUUUGUCAGAACGACAGUUCAUCGAACCAUGUAUCCUCUGUAAUCAUAGUCUAAUGAAUAUGAUAAGAAUAUAUCGCGAGUAAGAUCCGAUCCCUGAAGUCACGGAACCGACACGUUCUCGUCGCGACAGCUAAAGGCCGGAUUCAUUGCACCACAACUCUAUGUAAUUGUAUAAAUAUCAUCGGUAUCAAAAGUGUCAAUAUCUCGUGUUUCUUGAUGGUACUUAAGAUAAAUCCGCAGCCCACUCGGGCAGCCGCGGCUGUUUGUUGAUAUUACUUCCGGAUCCGGGGGUUGAAAGCUGCGAUUCCGCUCCUCGAGACGAUUUUUAAAAAUGAUUUCCCUGUCGACCGAGUAUUUUUCAGUCGCAUAGAUCGAUGCUACCUAGUGGUCGUCGCACAGUCUAUCUUCCAUGGAGAUUCGACCUGUUAAAAAUGAUAUUAAAAAUGUCGAUGUGUUUUUAACAGUUUUCGGAUCUGCGACUGUGUGUAGCGAUUUUUCAUGAGAAAGUGAAUCGGAAAUGCAGUGCGAGAUUUUCUCAUAGAAGAUUCAGAUUUUUGCUAAAUUGACUAUGAAUUGACUGUGAAAAUUAUUUAAAACACGCUACAAACGUUGUUCACAUCAUCGAUAUAUUUUUCAAUCUUAAUUUAACUUAAACCUUUGUUGCCAUCAGUGAAAAACAUAGCGUUCAGUAUCUUUACCAACAAAUGGCAGUAUUUUUAAUGAUAGGUUAUAGUAAUCGUAUAUUAUAAAUUAAUUUUUAAAUGAUUACUAACGUUAAUAUCAAAUUUGUCUCUUCAAGACUCGUGUUAUGAUCUUUUAUAUUGAUUUUUCUUGUAAAACCAACCUUCUCGAUCAUUAUACAUGCAUCGACUAAAGUUACGAACAAUCUAUAAAUUUCGAAAAUUGGAUAUCUCGAAAGAAAAGUUUCCUACGAGAGAACUUUACUCCAUUUCUGAUGAAUUCUUUCCGCAACUUCCAUAUCUGUAUAACAUUGUUCGGUUCGUGGCAACAAUUCCAAAGAAAACUUUGAUAAAGUCAUUUCAGAGCAGCAUCGUCGUGAACAGUUUCGGCUCCUGGUGAAAGACCGUACUUUCUCGUGGCACGUUCCUUCCUUUUUUGGCCCGACCUGCGACUCGAGCUGAAAAUCUUUUUUGUACAUAAAGUUCGUGUUUGAGAGGGAGAGAGAGAAAGAGCGAGAGAAAGGGAGAGAGAGAGAGAGAGAGAGAAAUAGAGGCUCCAUGUGGGAGCUUGCCAUGAAAGCGCUCCAUGUGGUCGCAAGUCCUGGGCCGACCUUGCGUAUAAACCGAUUGCUCGUUUAUAUGCGAUGUAUUUUUGUGAACAGUAUUGAAAGUGCUGCUAAGCUGUACAGUCGUCAUAUGGUGAAUGUAUUAUGAUGUACCUAUAAUGUACAUAGAUAUAUUUAAUUAAAGUGACUAUGAAUUUGUGUAAA
Bombus pyrosoma is the source of this 17460-nucleotide messenger RNA. RefSeq names its product sex determination protein fruitless. NCBI's taxonomy places the organism in Eukaryota, Metazoa, Arthropoda, Insecta, Hymenoptera, Apidae. Gene Ontology annotation, cellular component: nucleus. The transcript is spliced from 5 exons. The record is from RefSeq and is a predicted model, not a curated record. Gene Ontology annotation, molecular function: DNA binding; protein binding. The coding region runs from base 3372 to 4919 and encodes 515 amino acids. Gene Ontology annotation, biological process: regulation of transcription by RNA polymerase II.